This is a messenger RNA of Microtus ochrogaster (prairie vole), 1305 nucleotides long. RefSeq names its product pleckstrin (gene Plek). The record is from RefSeq and is a predicted model, not a curated record. Lineage: Eukaryota; Metazoa; Chordata; Mammalia; Rodentia; Cricetidae. Gene Ontology annotation, biological process: intracellular signal transduction; actin cytoskeleton organization. Gene Ontology annotation, cellular component: plasma membrane.
AGAUCUGUUGGUGUGUUUCAUUGUUACUGGAACAUGCAUUAGGAAAGCAUGGGCUGUUCAGCGGUCGAGUUCCUUUUUCUGACUUGUGGCCCCACUGAGGGGAAAAGGAUGUCAUCACGUAGUCAUCAGCAGCAGAGAAAUUUCGAAAGAGACCUCCCUGAAAAAGGACAGCCCACAAGCACUUCGGCUCUCAGAGGAGACAGAGCUCCUCGGUGAACGCAUCUGUGGGUCCAGCUCGUCUGUCUGUCAGUCAUGGAACCCAAGCGGAUCAGGGAGGGCUACCUGGUGAAGAAGGGAAGUGUCUUUAGCUCCUGGAAGCCCAUGUGGGUUGUGCUCUUAGAAGAUGGAAUUGAGUUUUAUAAGAAGAAAAGCGAUAACAGCCCCAAAGGAAUGAUCCCUCUGAAAGGAAGCACUCUCACUAGCCCCUGUCAGGACUUCGGCAAAAGGAUGUUUGUGUUUAAGAUCACAACAACCAAGCAGCAGGACCACUUCUUCCAGGCAGCCUACCUGGAGGAGAGAGAUGCUUGGGUUCGGGAUAUAAAGAAAGCCAUCAAAUGCAUUGAAGGAGGCCAGAAGUUCGCAAGAAAAUCCACAAGGAGGUCCAUUCGUCUGCCAGAAACCAUUGACUUGGGGGCUUUGUAUCUGUCUAUGAAAGCCACAGACAAAGGAAUAAAGGAACAGAUUCUGGAGAAGGACAAGAAGGUUUUUAAUCACUGCUUCACAGGUAGCGAGGUCAUUGACUGGUUAGUUUCCAACAAGUUGGUCAGGAAUCGCCAGGAAGGCCUCAUGAUUUCCGCAUCACUGCUCAGUGAAGGGUACCUGCAGCCUGCUGGGGAUUUGUCUAAGGAUGCAGCGGAUGGAAUAGCUGAGAACCCCUUCCUGGACAACCCGGAGGCUUUCUACUACUUUCCGGACAGUGGCUUCUUCUGUGAAGAGAAUUCCAGUGAUGAGGAUGUGAUUCUGAGAGAAGAAUUCAGAGGUGUGAUCAUCAAGCAGGGAUGUUUACUGAAGCAGGGGCACAGGAGGAAAAACUGGAAAGUGAGAAAGUUCAUCCUGAGAGAAGACCCGGCCUACCUGCAUUACUACGACCCUGCUGGGGGUGAAGAUCCCCUGGGAGCGGUCCACUUGAGGGGCUGUGUGGUGACGUCAGUGGAGAGCAAUCCCGAUGGCAAGAAGAGUGACGAGGAGAACCUUUUUGAGAUCAUCACAGCGGAUGAAGUUCAUUAUUACUUGCAGGCAGCCACUCCCAAGGAGCGUACUGAGUGGAUCAAGGCUAUCCAGACGGUCUCACGGACUGGGAAGUAA